CACCAGCUCACUUACUAGCUUGCAUGCAAUUCCUGAUGGUCUACAAAGUUGGAUAAAAUCUGUCUUCCUCAGAUGUGGUGCAACUGCAAGUCCCAGAAUUGCAUCCUAACUGGGAAAUCUGGAGGUUGCCAUCUCAUGUGUCUGGAGGAGAAGGGAGACUUGAUAAAACCCUGGUCAAGACCCGUAGGACUCUUUUUGCAGUCUUAAUUUAGUUGGUGCUUUCCUUGCAGUAUGUGCUGGGGCGGGGAGCUGGAUACCUUUUUUGUUCUUAAGUAACCCGAUUUUUCAUUUUCAAUGCAGGAUCUGGAUUCAGAAACCCAAAUGGAGGAACCGGAAGCUGCUGGAGCUGAAUCGCAGGAGGGCUUGGAGGGCGCAGCACGAGACCUUCAUGUCGUCCAGAUCGCGGCCACUGGGGAGUUGCUGGAAGGGGCUGUGCCCCCCCAGCAAUUUAAGCAGGAGCCAGAGGACCAGUGCUGAGAAAACCAAUUACAGGACUUCCUGAAAACCAUGCAGCCCUCUCAUUCGGGGUGGAGGAAUCCCCGGUCCCCUCUCUGUAUGUUAGGGGAAGACCCCAAGUAUUGUCCAACCUCCUUCAAGAGAGGAGAAGAAGCCAGCCAGUGGCCAAAAGUAGAGUGCAUACCUCAAACCACGUUGGGCGACAGUAAGCCCUAUGGGAGUAGCCAGGAUUCACCCGUGAAAGUGAAGGAAGAGGUCCCUGAUGAGGACCUCGUCCACAUGGAGAUGCGGAGACAGCAGUUCCGUCUUUUCUGCUACGAAGAAGCCGAGGGGCCUCGGGAGGUUUGCAACCAGCUCUCGGAGCUUUGCCACCAGUGGCUGAGGCCGGAGACUCACACCAAGGAGCAGAUCCUGGAGUUCCUCAUCCUGGAGCAGUUCCUGACCGUCCUGCCCCCGGAGAUGCAGAGCUGGGUCCGGGAACAUGGGCCGGAGACCUGCACACGGGCCGUCGUCCUGGCUGAACGUUUCUUGCAAGACUCUGAGGAGCCGGAGCAAAAGGUAAGAAGAGCGGCCUUGGGAGUCAGCAUGUCAGAACCUGGAUCACCCAACUGUUGUUCUUUUCUGUUCGCUAGUGGGCGCCAGACCGAAGACCCCAACAAGGCAACUGGCCAUCGCUGGGACCCACCGAGAGACCUGAGCAUCUGGGAAGACACCAGAGGAUUCACCCCAGCGGUGCCAGCCCAACCUCGAUGGUCGAGGGCCAUGGGGACCGCGACCAAAGUGGCAAUGCCAUGGGAUGAGGGAGAACGGGGGCCGGCGCCGCUCGACCAGCCCUCCCUAAUGGCUCCGCUGGAACCACCGACCCUUCCCCGUCAUCGACCCUUCCCCGUCAUCGGCCUCCAGUCCAACGACCAGGAGCAAGCCGCCCAACGACCUCAACAGGCGGAAGGGGACCUAUUGUGA
Messenger RNA from Python bivittatus (Burmese python), 1419 nucleotides. Lineage: Eukaryota; Metazoa; Chordata; Lepidosauria; Squamata; Pythonidae. The record is from RefSeq and is a predicted model, not a curated record.